AUUUCGUAGGCGUCACCUGUCAUCGCUGUCAGCUACAUGAUAGAUGUCAAGACGUCACCUCAAAAGUCAAAAAUUUGCUGUAUACAGCUGAUGUGCUGAUAAAGAUCCUUUUAAAAAAUAAAUGCACCGGGAUGAUUUUAAUAUUAUUUUACAAUGGUUUCAGCACCAGAUAGUGGUAUAAUUUGGUGAAAGAUAGACACGUCUAGGAAAUCCAACAAAAUUUUAUAAACAAUGUAAUACAGUGAAGGACCUUGUAGAACUCUAUAUUCUGUAAAUAAAGACUAUACAGCUGACGUAGUUGUAAGACAAGCUAUGUAUGACUGCUUUUCUGUGUAGCAUAAAGAUGCAAGCAAAAAGAAGAUACUUGUUGGUAUUUGUAGUGGCAUUCCUGACAUUCUGGUAUUUUGGGAGCCACCAUUUACGAAGACAUGAGGAGCCUCCAGAUGAGACAGAAGAGCUACAACAGUAUAUUUUACUGAAUAACGUAGAAACAGGUUAUUUAUUAAAUGGGAGGGAGCAUAGCAUUAUCAAUAACAAGAAAAACUGUCGCAUGGAAACAUGUUUUGACUUCAGCAGGUGCAAAAAGGACUUCAAGGUUUAUGUAUAUCCUCAGGAGGAUAGCAGUGUACCUAGUCCGUCCUAUCUUAAACUGCUCAACGUUUUAUUAGAAUCUAGAUAUUACACUGCAGAUCCCAGAGAGGCUUGCAUCUUCAUCUUGAGUAUAGAUACACUAGAUAGGGAUCGACUAAGCAAUGAUUAUGUUAGGAAUAUGCAAAAUAAACUACAACGUUUACCUCAUUGGAAUGAUGGCCUUAACCAUGUCAUAUUCAACUUAUAUUCUGGCACAUGGCCAAAUUACACAGAAAAUGAUCUAGAUUUUGACUAUGGCAAAGCCAUAUUAGCCAAAGCCAGUAUGUCUGAAAGCCAUGUACGGGUAGGUUUUGAUAUAAGCAUUCCACUGUUCCACAAAGUACACCCAACUAAAGGUGGUGAACCUGGUGCAGCAUCUGCUAAUAACUUUCCUUUAGAGAAAACAUACCUACUUGCUUUCAAAGGCAAAAGAUAUGUCCAUGGUAUUGGAUCAGAUACCAGAAAUUCACUUUAUCAUUUGCACAACAGGAAAGACAUCAUUAUGGUAACAACUUGUAGACAUGGCAAAAGCUGGAAGGACAUGAAAGAUGACAGGUGUGAUGAAGACAACAAAGAAUAUGACAAAUAUGACUAUGAAACACUGCUGCAAAAUUCCACAUUUUGCUUAGUACCCAGAGGAAGAAGAUUGGGCUCGUUUAGAUUUUUAGAGGUAUUGCAAGCAGGCUGUAUUCCAGUACUCUUAUCAAAUAGCUGGGCUCUGCCUUUUUCUGAAGCUAUAGAUUGGAAGAAAUCUGUUAUUUGGGCGGAUGAACGUCUAUUGCUACAGGUUCCACAUGUAAUUCGUUCAUUGACACCAAAGAAGAUUCUACAGUUGCGCCAGCAAACUCAGGUUUUAUGGGACAGAUAUUUUUCUUCAAUAGAAAAAAUAGUGUACACUACACUAGAAAUAAUUCGAGAAAGACUUCCCAAGCAACCGAUCAGAGAUGGAACCAUUUGGAAUAACUUUCCUGGAGCUCUAGUCACCCUGUCUACUUAUUCAGAUUCGUUUUCCGAUUUUCCUUUUCAUAUAGAAAAAGAUGAGAGUGUGGGAUUCACAGCCAUCAUUUACUGUCAACUAGGCAUACCUUUCACUAGUAGUUCACCGUUGUUUCGCCUUAUUAACUAUGUUGCGCGAAGUAAAUAUGUGUCUAAGAUUCUAAUGGUUUGGUCUAAUGAAAAGAGACCGUCGGGUAAAAUUAAGUGGCCUGGGUUGCCUUUGCAUGUUCCUUUGCAUAUCAUACAACCAAGUGUUAACUCAAAUGUCGAUAAUGAGUUAACUAAAUCGAGUAUAUCUCAAAGAUUUUUUACUCAUAAAGAAAUUGAAACUGAAGCAAUAUUAUCACUAGAUGAAGAUACAAUAAUAACCACGGAUGAGAUAGACUUUGCAUUUACAGUCUGGAAACAGUUUCCAGAUCGGAUAGUAGGAUAUCCAGGAAGGUCUCACUACUGGGAUGAUUCCAAGUCAACGUGGGGUUACACGUCAAAAUGGACCAACGACUAUUCGAUAGUCUUAACAGGAGCUGCCUUUUACCACCGUUACUACAACUAUCUUUACACAGAGUGGCUAAGUCCACUUUUGCACAAAACCGUAGAACAAAGCCAGAAUUGCGAGGAUAUCCUGAUGAAUUUUCUAGUGAGUCACGUGACUCGUAGGCCACCAAUCAAGGUGACGCAAAGGAAGCAAUACAAAGAACAACCCAGCGCAGGAAGCUGGUCUCCCUGGAACGAUCCCGAUCAUUUUAUCCAAAGACAAACGUGCCUGAACACAUUUGCCGCGGUAUUUGGAUACAUGCCUUUAUUGCGGUCAAACCUAAGGCUGGAUCCAGUUUUGUUCAAGGACCCCGUUUCUAAUAAGAGAAAGAAAUAUCGAAGAAUCGAGUUGGUAGGCAGUUAGUACCUAUAGUCAAUUUUGAUUUUUGUAGAUUUAUAUGUAUACAUAUGUAUAUGAAUGCUGAAUUUUUUAGAUGUGCAAUUAUUUAUAUGAUUUAUUAAGAAAAUAUACAUACAUAUAUUGAAAGUAUAAAUACAAAAAUAAAAACCUUUUAAUGUAGA
Molecule: messenger RNA, 2682 nt
Organism: Acanthoscelides obtectus
Lineage: Eukaryota; Metazoa; Arthropoda; Insecta; Coleoptera; Chrysomelidae
Source: the annotation of a GenBank genome assembly